Messenger RNA from Achroia grisella, 4477 nucleotides. RefSeq lists its product as uncharacterized. Gene Ontology annotation, cellular component: nucleus. The record is from RefSeq and is a predicted model, not a curated record. Bases 333 to 1640 code for a protein of 435 amino acids. Gene Ontology annotation, molecular function: zinc ion binding. Lineage: Eukaryota; Metazoa; Arthropoda; Insecta; Lepidoptera; Pyralidae. Gene Ontology annotation, biological process: regulation of mitotic nuclear division; negative regulation of meiotic nuclear division. The transcript has 2 exons.
GAAAACCAAACUGCAUAAUAUUCUGUCCAGUCUUCUCAAUAGAAUUUCGAAAAGUCAGGAUUAUUCAAUAUAAUCUAGUUGUUAUAAUUUAUUAUAGUUGUUUUCGUUUGUUUCAUUAGAGCUGUUAUUUUUGGGUACUAGUGUAUUAAUAUUUGAUUGAGUGUAACUGAAAACUUUAUGGGACAUUCAUGGACGGGGUCCUAUAAUACGCCCGCCACAACUGCAACAAACAUGAAACAAAGUUAAUUAGUAAUUUGCGAGCAGCUGGGUACAUGAGAAUGUGAUGAAUUUUGUAAUAUUUUAAUUAUAAUAUAUUAUGCUCGUCGGUUAAUAUGGAGUCGCCGCUCUCAGAACCGGUGACGCCGUCGUACUAUUCUGUGUUGAAACCUGCACAUGAAGACAGUGGAUACCACACAUCAUUCACACCUGAUUCCACAAUAUGCUCAAAAAAAGUGAUUAGAAGUUCGCCGAUUGUUACAUCAAAGAUUUAUAUCACAGGUCAAAUUCAACUUGACUACUAUUCAGAGUCAAACCAUCCCCUGGAGCGAAGAUUACUUACUUCAAAUGUUACACCUCCAAGUGAACAUAGUAGAGAUGUGCUAGUUAGACGUGGUGUAAAAAGAUCACAUCCAGAAAAUGAUGAAAAUUUAAAUGUCAAUUGCAACUCUGUUGGUACUCCUACAAGUGGUAUAACAGGCGAAAUACAAAGAUUGGACGUCAAUGAGUGUAAAUCGAGCAACUAUUCAAGACAUUGUAUAACUUUUGAGCACACAAAGAAUAUUAGUGAACCAUACAAUUAUGAGAACUAUGCCCCAGCUUUGUCCCACCCAACAACCCCAGUGAAAAAUAAAUGCACUGUCAGUUGCAACUUAAGUCCAUUUCGUCGUAAAAAGUUUGCUAGAAGAGUUGACUUUGUUAUACACUCUCUUUCUUGUGAAAAGAAAGCUCUACAACCUGUUAAACUGAAUGUAACAUCUAUUCAAAGACCAUUGAAAGUUUUUGAAAAUAUACCAAACCAAAAUGAAGACAUAAUAACUAUGUUACAUAAAUUGAAUGAACUGGUCCCAAUGAGGUUAAUAGUAAGUUACUUAUCCAACCAAGAUAUAUACAAUUUUACUUUAGUGAGUCCUACUUGGCUGGAAGCAUGGGAAUUUGACAUUGGAAAGAAUAACAUAAGUAAAAAGAGAUUCAUGAAGUAUAUGGAUGCUGUAAAUACGAACAGAGAGAAUUGGUUAGGUGGCACAGUACCACAACUUCCUGGUUGUAAUCGAGUAAGAACAUUGAAGGAAAUAAAUGGUGACUCAACUCCUCAGGGUAGGAGCCCUCCCACAUCACCAAGGACAAAUAAAUUUAAAAAGUUUACAAAGGCAGCAUCAUUGGAUUCACGCACACAACUCUCUUGUAUUCAGUGCCAGCAUCCUGCUAAGGUUACAAAAGAGGAGUCAGGUGAAGUAUGGGUACAGUGUGUCAAUAUAACUUGCUCUUGCCAGUUUUGUGCACUCUGUAAAAGUAAAAGACAUCCAGACAAAAGUUGUAUACAAUAUGGCCUUACAGAUGCUAGUCCUUCAAAAAGAAAAAGAUGUCAAUAUUCAAUCAGUUCAAAAAAAAGUAAAAAAAACUUGUCUAGAUUGCUAGCAUAACGAUUCUCAAUUUCAAUUCCAGUGUAAUCCAAAGACAAAUGAAGAUAUUAUUUUAAAUUGAAUGUUUGUAUGAAUUAGUAUUCCAUUUUGAAAUAAAAAUAAUUUUUAAUAUGCCUAUGGUCUGACAAAGUGCCAUUACUCUAUUUAUAUUAUGAGAUUUUUGCAUUUAAAGUUAUUUUACUAUAAGUAUUUACAAUGUUCUCUGGUGAUAAACAAUUCAGUACCUCAGUCAUUAUCAGUUGUUACUUUGUGUGUGUUUUAAUUUUAGGUGGUAAUAAUGCUAUAUAAGUAUUAGGUAAUGAAUAAAAAUGCUCAAAAUAGUUUAAAAUACUGAUUAAUUAAAUUGUUGGAUAUAAACAUAAAGACAAAUUCAUGAUCAUGCUUUCCAAGAAUAUUAACUAUAUUUAUUAACAAACUCAUUUUAAUAUUAUUAUGUAUAAUUAAUGACAUCACCUUGCUCCCAACAGUUUCAGUAAAGUUCUUUUAACUAUAGUACUUUGGAGAGGAAUCUUUAGUAACUAUUUACCAUUUGUACAGUUUUAGUAUUUUAGAAAAAAAUCCACAAUACUCCGAACUAUUACUCUCUAUUAUGCUUCUCUAUAAAUUUAGGAAAUUUUACAAGUAAGUUCACACAACAAUGUUAGGUGUUAAAUUUUAUAUUAUCUUUUUUAUGAAGGGUGAAUUAAAGUUCUUAAGGUAAUCUCUUAAUUUGCAUUCCAAUUGUUGUUUUUAAAUUCAUAAUGACUUCAAUUUGCGAAAUUUAAAGAUUUUAUAAUGUAUUUUUUAAGUUAGUAUUCUAAUAUCCAUCCUUGACAUUUUUAAUAUGUUAAUCAUUACUGUGUUCUAAACAUAUAGUUAUAACUUACAUAUAUACAGUGGACCCCCAGUUAUCCGACAAACGUUUUUCAGGGCAGGCAGUGUCGGACCAUCGAAUUUGUCGGAUUAUAGAGUGCUGCCUAAGGGUCCCCUAUAGUCCGGAUUUUUUUUACAAAAGAUUAUCUUGUAAUCCGACAAAUUACAGAUCCAGUGAUAAGAUUCUUUGUUAUAUAUGUAUGUAUGUAUAUGCACUCUGAAGUAUAUUGUCAAAAAAAUAUUCAAUAAUAAAUAAUAGACCUUAUCGGAUUACAAGGGGGGCCGGAUUACCGCGGGUCUACUGUAUUGAUAAAGCCAUAAUUAGCGAUUUUGCGCAGUAUUUAAACCACCGACAAACAUUGCAUUAAUAUUUUAAAUUAAUUAUAAUAAAUAAUUUAGUCAUAAGUGAGAAAAAGGGGAUUGUGUGACAAAGUUGAAAAAUUUUUUUUAUAGGAUAUCUAGACUUGAUACUUACUGGCCACCAGCUAUCUGGUUUUAGUCGGCUGUUAUUAUAAUAUAAAGAAAAUUGAUUGUGAAAUUUGUUUUGAGGUAGUGUGUUGUUGUAGUUUGAAUUGUUAUGUGGAUGAAUAAAUAAGAUCUGCACUCAAUUUACGUUUUCUGAGGCAUCAUAGAAUAUUGAAACGAAAACAAACGAGACCUCAAAUCUAGUUUUCCAUAUAUCCUCUAUACCGUUUCCUUUCUCUAGAAUUUAAUAGGUAUUUAUUAUUACUUUUAUCUAAUACCCAAUUUUUCUGUUCUUAAAGACAUUUGAAACCGGUAAGGCAAAAAGUGCAGUACAAAAUGUACCACUAAUGGUAACAUAUCAACCAAUCCGAAUCCGGCAAGUACCAAGAAGUCAAUAGAGUACAGAAACUUGCCUUGUAGUAUAGUGUUUGGCGUCAACCCGAUAUUAUGCUGUUUUUAGAACAGAAAAUAAUUAGGUAAUAUGUGUCUGUUAUUUCUAUAAUUCUGUGAAUGUCUGGUUGGACAGUUGGGAAACGCAUUUAUUCCACUAACUUCAAUACUUUUGUAUUAGAAAAGCAAAAUAAUCCUUAUAUUUAUAAUUACGUAUCAAUGACAUCCUAUGUAGCUAUAUCCACGCUAUUGAACGAACGGGGAAACCAUUGAACGGAUGACGAAACUUACUAAAAAGUCGUUUCGGUUUUAAACUCAUAUUUUGAAACUACUGUUUAGUUUAGUUUACAGGGCCUAACAAAAACUAAAAUUUAACUUAGUUUUCGAACAAAAAUUUAAAGAAUAUAUUAGUUCACUCGUAUGAAAGGAGAAACAUAUAUAAGCUUGAAAAUCAUCCAAUCUCUGCGACAUACAUUAUAAAAUAAAGAUUAUAUUAUUUUUCCAAGACUUUUAAAUUAAAUGAUUUGAAAUUUUGACAGUUUUACCUUUAUAAUUUUCUAUUAAAACUAACUCAAUAAAAGUUAAAAGCUCUCAAGAGGCUGUAUUAGGCAGAUAGCGACAUUCCAAUAUUUUUUAUUAAUUUACAUUGAAUAUUUAUAUGCAAAACUUCUGGUUUGAAGAUAAGCUUUAACUAUUAAAAACUACACUGUUGUUAUUACCACGUUCAUUACAUACAAACUGUAAUAGAGUAAAUGCAAAGUGAAAUAUUAUUAUUUUUUUUACGAAAACGUGAUGUAAUUAUAAUCACCGAUAUAAUUAGUCAAAUCGUUAAACACUAGGCUCACUGCAAAGCUAUACUAUUUUUUAAAACGCUCUAAAAUUUUGUACUAUAAAUUACUAGAGGAAAUAGUGGUUAUGGAAUUACGUUAAUUUUGUUGUACUUUGUAUAAUCAGAAGAAACAUUGUAUAAGAAUUCAUUAAAUAAAAUAUGUAGUAGUAUUAUAAAAUAGCAAUUUAAAAUUGCUACGUUAUAAAGGAAUAAUACGUCUACUUAAUUGUAUAUUUAUUUUUAAUCAUUGUAUUUAUAAGGUCUUACCUAUCACAAUACAGUGUCUACAUUGACUGCGUGU